This is a messenger RNA of Rotaria sp. Silwood1, 693 nucleotides long. The record is from the annotation of a GenBank genome assembly. Lineage: Eukaryota; Metazoa; Rotifera; Eurotatoria; Philodinida; Philodinidae.
AUGCCACAAUUAAACAAAUUUUUAUUUAACAUUUGUUCAUUUAUUCAUCUUAACAAUCAAAUUAUUUUACCAUCAAAUGAAGAUAUUCAAUAUUCAUUUAAAGAUUUUAAUUAUAAUCAAAUUAUUUCAUGUGUUAAUUAUUUUUCAGAGGCGCAAUUCGGUGAAUGUCAUAUCUAUUCAUAUCCAUAUACACUGAGACAUUAUUAUUAUAUAAGAAAUAAUUUUUCAGGUGGAUUAUUUAAAUGUGUUCGUCAAGUAUCAUUAUAUGAUGAACAUCCUUUUGAACAUGACUUUUUUCUUCGAAUUCAAAAAUCAUUCCCAUUUAUCGAAAAAUUAACUUUAUAUAAUAAGAAACCACAAAACAAUAAACAAUAUAGAAAAUCAAAGGAGGACAUCGAACAUCUAUCGAUCGUUGAAUAUCCUUAUCUUACCAACCUUAUUUUACAUGAUGCUCAUUAUAAUUAUAUUGAAGAAUUUCUACUUGAUACCAAAACAUGUUUGACAAAUGGUGUUUAUCUCUGUGUUAAUUAUAAAUCUUUAAAAAAAGUGACACGCAAUUUUAAAAGAGAUGCAACACAAAUUAAUUCUAAUAAAGUCAAUCGUUUACAUAUUACUGCUGAUUUCAAAAUAACUGAACGUUUGAAAGAUUAUUUUUCUCAUGCAGAAAUAUCUAAUUAUUAUGGAUUCAUUUGA